AUGAUCAGGUGGUGGCUGCCGGUGUGCGCGACGCUGGGGCUGCACGGGCUGCUGGCGGCGGUGCUCGCCCGCAGCGUCGCGGCGCGGGCGCGCGCGGACCUGCGCCGGGCCAGGGCGCCGAGGGCCGGCGGCACGGUGUGCGUGAGCCAGGCGGGGAGGCCGCCCGUGCUGCGCGAGGUCGCGGGCGACGAGGGCGGCGGCCUGCGCAUCCGCUUCCACGGCGAGCGCUACCGCCUGGGGCCCCGCGGGCCCGGCUGGGAGGGCGCCGCGGUGGUGCCCGCGCCGCGGCCGCUGCUGGGGUACCACUGCCUCCGCGAGCGGGGCGGCCUGGGCGAGGCGGAGGUGCAGCGGCUGCGCCAGGAGUACUGCCCGAACGACUUCCGCGUGCCAGUGCCGCCCCUCAAGUCGGUGGUCUUCCGGCGGCUGAUGCGCCCGAUUGCACUCUUCGAGGUCGCCUCCGUCGCCCUGUGGGCCCUCGACGACUACUGGGCGUUCACGCUCCUGUCGCUGGUCAGCAUCCUGGGCUACGAGGUGAACGCGGCCGUGACACGGCAUCGGUCGAUCAAGGAGCUGCACAGCUCCGUGCCGCAGCCUGGGCAGGCGCAGGUGCUCCGCUGCGGACAGUGGGCCGCGCUGGCAGAGGUGGACCUCCUCCCGGGCGACGUGGUGCGUCUCACUGCGGGCCGCAAGGCGCCCUGCGACGCCGUCCUGGUGGAUGGCCGCGUGGUUGUCAACGAGGCGACGCUGACAGGCGAGUCCUUCCCGGUGGCCAAGGCCGCGGCGCCACAGCUGUUCCGGGAGCUGUCGCAAGCGGCCGACGCCCGUUACUGCGUGUACGCGGGCACGGACAUCCUCACGACCCAGGGGGACGCGGUUGGCGUGGUGCUGCGGACGGGGUUCCAGACGAAGCAGGGCGCGCUCGUGCGGAGGGCCCUGCAGUCCCAGGACGCGCUCCGGGACGCGGACACCCUGAAGGCCGUGGUCUUGCUGCUCGGUUUCGCGCUCGUGGCGGCGGGCUACGUCGCCGCCAACGCGAGGGUCAGGGAGAGGCUCUGGGUGAAGGUGGGGAUCGUCCUGGGCUACGUCGUGCAGCCGACGCUGCCGCUGCUGAUGACGUACGCGGUGCAGCGGACGGUGCAGACCCUGCGCACGAAAGACGUCGGCUGCGCGGAGCCGCUCCGGGUGCUCGCGGCGGGGGCCACCUCGCAUUGCCUCUUCGACAAGACGGGCACGCUCACCGAGGACAGGAUCAGCGCCGUCGGGGUGGUGGAGCCCGAGCAGGAGGACUUGCUGCCCAUGGAGCGCUCGGCAGCCUUCCCGACGAAGGCGAUCCUGGGCCACUGCCACGACGUCGUGUUCGACGGCGCCGGCAGGCCGCUGGGCGAUCCCCUGGAGGUGGCGGCCCUGGAGGCGAUCGGCGGCCGGGCCUGCGCGGGCGCAGGCCUGCGGGUGGCGCGCUGCAGAGGGGAGGGGCUCGCGCAGGAUGAGCGUGGAGUACGAGCUGCCGGGCGCGGCCGGGCGUUGCCUGCUGGCCAAGGGCUCGCCAGAGGCGCUGCGGCCCCUGCUGCUCGAGGAGCCGGAGGGCUACGCCCGCGGCGCGGAGGCGCUGGGCGCGCGGGGGCUGCGCGUGCUGGCGCUGGCGUGGCGCGAGCUGCCGGGCCCCGCCGCCUCGCGGGCGGAGGCCGAGGCCGGCCUGCGCUUCGCGGGCUUCGCCUGCUUCGGCAGCCCGUGCCGGCCGGAGGCGCGGGAGGUCGUGGAGCUGCUCCGCGGGUGCGGGGUCCGGUGCGCGAUGGUGACCGGGGACGCGGCGACCACGGCCAGCCACGCCGCGAGGGAGGUGGGCCUGCUGGGCCCCGGCGGCCCGCUGCUGCGGCUGGAGGCAGGCAGGUGGCGGCCGCGCGGCGGGGGCUCCCAGGAGUCCCACCCCGUGGGCGACGCCGCGGCGCUGGCCGAGCGGGGCGCCGGGCUCGUCGCCACGGAGGCGGCGCUGGACGAGGCUGGGGACAGCGCCUGGGCAGCGGCCGCCGAGCACGCGGUCGUGCUCGCCCGCAUGUCGCCGGCGGGCAAGACGCGCGCCGUCGAGCUGCUCAGGGGGCGGCGGGCUGGGAGCGCGCCCAAGGCGCUCGAGAGCGGGGGCCGCGCGGUGAUGAUGGUGGGGGACGGCGGCAACGACGUGGGCGCGCUGGCCGCCGCCGACGUGGGCCUGGCGCUUCGCGGCGCGGCGGGCGGCGCGGCGGGCGCCGCUGGGGCCGGCG
Prorocentrum cordatum is the source of this 2255-nucleotide messenger RNA. NCBI's taxonomy places the organism in Eukaryota, Dinophyceae, Prorocentrales, Prorocentraceae. The record is from the annotation of a GenBank genome assembly.